Molecule: messenger RNA, 1833 nt
Organism: Otolemur garnettii (small-eared galago)
Lineage: Eukaryota; Metazoa; Chordata; Mammalia; Primates; Galagidae
Gene: ARSB
Product: arylsulfatase B
Exons: 8
Coding region: 156-1754 (532 amino acids)
Source: RefSeq, a predicted model, not a curated record
UUGGAGGCGGUGGGGGUGCUAGCGCCGGGCCUCACCAGCCUACGGCCCGCUGGGGGUGCAGUCCCGCGGCGGGGCGGGGCAGGCCCUCCUCAGUUCCUGCUUCUAUCAGCGGUGCCCGGGGCCGGUGGCGCCACAAGCGCCUGGACGGCGGGCGAAUGAGGAUGGGCCCGCGCGACGCGGCGAGCCUGCCCGGAGGCCCCAGCUCCGCGGGGCCGCUCCUCCCCGCCGUCCUCCCGCUAUUACUGCAGCUGCUGCUACUGCCAGGCUCGGGGGCCGGCCGGCCGCCCCACCUGGUCUUUGUGCUGGCGGACGACCUGGGCUGGAAUGACGUGGGCUUCCACGGCUCCUCCAUCCGCACCCCGCACCUGGACGCGCUGGCGGCCGGCGGCGUGCUCCUGGACAACUACUACACGCAGCCGCUGUGCACGCCGUCGCGGAGCCAGCUGCUCACUGGCCGCUACCAGAUCCGUAUGGGUUUGCAGCACCAGAUAAUCUGGCCCUGUCAGCCCAGCUGUGUUCCUCUGGAUGAAAAACUCCUUCCCCAGCUGUUAAAAGAAGCAGGCUAUACUACCCAUAUGGUAGGAAAAUGGCACCUGGGAAUGUACCGGAAAGAAUGCCUUCCAACACGCCGAGGAUUUGAUACCUACUUUGGAUAUCUCCUAGGUAGUGAAGAUUACUAUUCCCAUGAGCGCUGUACAUUAAUCAAUGCUCUGAAUGUCACACGAUGUGCUCUUGAUUUUAGAGAUGGCGAAGAAGUUGCAACAGGAUAUAAAAAUAUGUAUUCUACAAACAUAUUUACCGAAAGGGCUACAGCUCUCAUAACUAACCAUCCACCCGAGAAGCCUCUGUUUCUCUACCUCGCUCUCCAGUCUGUCCACGAGCCCCUUCAGGUCCCCGAGGAAUAUCUGAAGCCGUACGACUUCAUCCAAGACAAGAACAGGCAUCACUAUGCAGGAAUGGUGUCCCUUAUGGAUGAAGCCAUAGGAAAUGUCACUGCAGCCUUAAAAAGCAGCGGGCUCUGGAACAACACGGUGUUCAUCUUCUCCACAGAUAACGGAGGGCAGACUUUGGCAGGGGGCAAUAACUGGCCCCUUCGCGGAAGAAAAUGGAGCCUGUGGGAAGGAGGUGUCCGAGGGGUGGGCUUUGUGGCAAGCCCCUUGCUGAAACAGAAGGGCGUGAAGAACCGGGAGCUCAUCCACAUCUCUGACUGGCUGCCUACGCUCGUGAAGCUGGCCGGGGGACACACCAAUGGCACCAAGCCUCUGGACGGCUUCGACGUGUGGGAAACUAUCAGUGAAGGAAGCCCCUCCCCCAGAGUGGAGCUGCUGCAUAAUAUCGACCCCAACUUUGUAGACUCUUCACCAUGUCUUGGGAACAGCAUCACCCCAGCAAAGGAUGAUUCGUCUCUUCCAGGAUAUUCAGCCUUUAACACAUCUGUCCAUGCUGCAAUUAGACAUGGAAAUUGGAAACUCCUCACGGGCUACCCAGGCUGUGGUCACUGGUUCCCUCCACCAUCUCAGUACAAUGUUUCUGAGGUUGCUUCAUCAGACCCACCCACCAAGACCCUCUGGCUGUUUGAUAUUGCUCAGGACCCAGAAGAAAGAUAUGACCUGUCCAGGGAAUAUCCCCACAUCGUCCUGAUGCUGCUCUCCCGCCUGCAGUUCUACCAGAAACACUCAGUGCCUGUGUACUUCCCUGCACAGGACCCCCGCUGUGAUCCCAAAGCCACAGGGGCAUGGGGCCCUUGGAUGUAGGAUCUUAGGGAGGUCAGAAAACCCUCCUGUUGCAAGUUGGACUCCAGGCCUGUACUCACAUGACUCUCCUUUCACUCAU